UCUACUGCAUUUUUCUUCUCCAUUUCUUCGUUGCCGUUCGACGUGGCAGGGGUUUGAACGAGUCGCUUAAAACCUCCUUCGCCUCCUUCGACGACUUUCCUUCCAGUUCUCCGUUCUUCCUGUUGUAUCGGAAGUUGCAACGGGAGCUCGCUCGCUGUGAAGGCGUCAUGCAGCGAGUUGGGAACCAUCAGAGUGAUAUGCUAGGGUUCUUAAAAAGUAAAGGAUUUGACGAUGAAAGUAUUGAAAGAAUGUUUAGGAGAUGCAAAUAUCUGGAUUGUGUGGAGAGAGACAAAGCCAGUGAGGUUUGGGAUUACCUGAGAACUAUUGGGAUUCAAGAAAGGAAGAUGCUCAAUGUCAUUUCCAAGUGCCCCAAGGUUCUCACGUUGAACUUAAAUGAGAAGCUUCUGCCAGUAGUACAAUGCCUCUCCACCCUAGGAACAAAGUCUGGUGAACUUGGGGUGGCCAUCACUAAAUUCCCCCACAUUCUAUUCCACAAUGUGGAAGAGAAGCUCUGCCCGCUCCUUGCUUUCUUCGAAGCGGUUGGUAUUUCUGAAAAGCAAAUGGGUAAGCUGCUUUUGGUUAAUCCAAGGCUUAUCAGUUACAGCAUUGACAAGAAGUAUGCUGAGAUGAUUGAUUUUCUUUCAAGUAUGGGGCUUAAUGGUGAAGGUGUUAUCGGUAAAAUUCUGGUGAAGAAUUCAUGGAUAAUGGGUUACAGUGUGGAGAAGCGGCUUCGGCCAACUGCAGAUUUCUUGAAAUCAAUUGGUCUUACCAUGAUAGAUAUUCAAAAGGUCGUAGUCAACUUCCCCGAGGUUUUGUGUAGGAAUGUGGAGAAGAUUUUGAGGCCCAAUCUAGAGUUCUUAAAACAAAGCGGAUUCAACAAUGAGCAGAUUAGGCUAUUGGUCACGGGAUAUCCUCCAAUUUUGAUCAAGAGUAUUAGACAUUCUCUGCAACCAAGAAUCAAAUUCCUGGUAGCAGAGAUGGGGAGAGAGAUUGGCGAAGUCACAGAUUAUCCAGAGUUCUUUCGGCAUGGUUUGAAGAAGAGCCUUGAACCUAGACAGAGAUUGCUCAAGCUUAAGAAAAUAGAAUGUAGCUUGUCUGAGAUGCUGGAAUGUAAACAUAAGAAGUUUCUUCUUAAGUUUGAAUUGGUAGAAGGUUUCUCCUAAGUCUUGUGCAUUUACCAGGUUAGUUUUUGUUUUUCUUCUUGAAGGCUUUCUGCAAUUAAGAGCUUUAUUGUUCUGUACCAACAUUUGAAGCUAUGCGCAUGGUUCUUCAUCUAAGGAAGUUACUAAUUAUUUGUUUAA
Molecule: messenger RNA, 1301 nt
Organism: Dendrobium catenatum
Lineage: Eukaryota; Viridiplantae; Streptophyta; Magnoliopsida; Asparagales; Orchidaceae
Product: transcription termination factor MTERF6, chloroplastic/mitochondrial
Exons: 2
Coding region: 168-1163 (331 amino acids)
Biological process (GO): regulation of DNA-templated transcription
Molecular function (GO): double-stranded DNA binding
Source: RefSeq, a predicted model, not a curated record